Molecule: messenger RNA, 5179 nt
Organism: Drosophila bipectinata
Lineage: Eukaryota; Metazoa; Arthropoda; Insecta; Diptera; Drosophilidae
Gene: par-1
Product: par-1
Biological process (GO): intracellular signal transduction; microtubule cytoskeleton organization; protein phosphorylation
Cellular component (GO): cytoplasm
Molecular function (GO): tau-protein kinase activity; ATP binding; protein serine/threonine kinase activity
Source: RefSeq, a predicted model, not a curated record
UGUGUGUAUUUAAUUCAUUUUCGAGGUUUUAAUGCGCAACAACUGCGACUUGUUGUGCGUUGCGUUGUGUUGGCUGGGCGACAAAAAAACAAACAGAGGGCCGAGCUCCAUCGAGAAUUUAGAAAGCCAAAUGUAAACACACAUGCACCUUGGCAGGUGUAUCGUACUUCCGUUUUUCGGUUCGGAAAAAAAGGCAGUUUGGAAGCGGAGCUUCAAGCUCCAACUCUCACCCACACACUCACACGCGCGCGCAGAAACUAAUUUUUCCCUUCAAACUUAACUCUCAGUGUAAGAACAAUAAACACGCAAAGCAAACAUUAAAAAAAAAUAUAAAAAAAGAAAAAGCUGAUCUCUCCAAGCAACAAGUACACUCACGCACACAGAGACACCAGAGUUAGUGCCACGACAAAAAAUAAAAAAUAAAAUAAAGUGGAAGCAGAGAAACUGAAAACGGAGGAGCAAUGGAGGCCACCAGCAGCACCACGACACCGGACUUGAAUCGCGGCGAUGCCACCAGGAAGAGCGUGCGCCUCUAUGCCGCCCGCAAGGGGGCAGCCCCAGCACCGCCCAAGCUCAGUGUGGCGCCCACCACCACCUCAUCGUCCUCCGAAUCCUCCCCCUCUAGCGCCUACAACAACAACAACAUCUUGCCGGAAACGGAAAUCGACCGAACACUUCUUGCCAGCAAGGAUCUCGCCGACGAAGUGGUGGAGCUGCGACGACGCGAGGUGGUAGCGCCCCUGCCCCGUGUGGCGGUCUCUGCCCUGCCCGCUCUGCAGCCCCAUCCACAGCCCAAAGAACGCCAGAAGCCGCCGCCACGCAGUCUCCUCUCCACGGAAGACGAUGCGGGCGUCUCCUUUGCCCUCGGCUCCAUCGAGAAGCACAUCCACAACGUGGAGGAGAGCUUCAAGCAGCAGCAGCAGCAACAGCAGUCCCAGUCCACGCUGCAGGUGAUGAUGAAGGCCGACAUCAAGCGGAUGCAGAGCAAGCGGUACGGCGAAACAGAGAACCUCCUGCGGCCCGGAAUCAGUGACAUGUCCUCGGAGAACGACUUCCAGUACUUGGGCGGCCGGCGAGGCGGGGAGCUGGACGACAGCAAUGAGCUGAUGCUCUCGGAGUUCCAGCGGGGCAGCGACGGACGAAACUCGAUCGGAGCCUACUCGAAGAACUCGGCUGGAGCCUCCAGCGGGUCGAGUGCUGUGAAGGCGAAGCUGGCCCGGACCGCCUCCGACACGAAGAACAAUGACACGGUGCUGGCCAUGCGGGCCACCCUGAAACAGAAGCAACACAUGGCCGACGAGAAGCCAGCGGUGUGGCGACCAGCUGGCCCUGCGCCCACGCCCGCCGCCAGGAGCUCCUCGUCGACGUCCAACUCCACGUCCGCGGGAAGUCGCGGCGGCAGCAGCAACAGUGUCGUGGACGGAGUGGCUCCGUCCAAGUUGACGGCCACCACCAUAUCGGCGGCCAAGCGGCGCGAGGAGAAUCUUCGCCAGUUUGAAGCUCUGCUGGCCCAGAAGUCCCACCGCCACGCCUCCUCAGGAGGAUCGGGGGCUUCUGGUGCGAGCAGUACUUCUGCCAGCUCCAAGAGGCGUUCGGAGCGACCCAUCGUGGCACCCAUUCCGCCCUUCAAUUCCCACAAAUCGGAGGCAGUGACCCCGGCCGCCAGCUCGACACGAGCCAGUGUAGAUCCGCGGUCCACUUCGGGUCACGGAUCAGGAUCGGGAUCUGGCCACGGGUCUGCAGCUCCGGCAGCGGGCCAUCAUCGCUCCUCGCACGCCCCCAGCGUGGUGUCCAACCGGAGCACUGUGUACAGCAACAAUGUUGCACAGGGUUCCCCCAACAUGCAGAUGCGGAGUAGCGCCCCCAUGCGAUGGCGGGCCACGGAGGAGCACAUCGGCAAAUACAAACUCAUCAAGACGAUUGGAAAGGGCAACUUUGCCAAGGUGAAGCUGGCCAAGCACCUGCCCACUGGCAAGGAGGUGGCCAUCAAGAUAAUUGACAAGACCCAACUCAAUCCUGGGUCACUACAGAAACUCUUCCGAGAGGUUAGGAUAAUGAAGAUGCUGGAUCACCCCAACAUAGUUAAGCUGUUCCAAGUAAUCGAAACGGAGAAGACGCUGUAUCUCAUCAUGGAGUACGCGUCCGGGGGUGAGGUGUUCGACUAUCUGGUCCUGCAUGGACGCAUGAAGGAGAAGGAGGCGCGCGUCAAGUUUCGACAAAUCGUCUCAGCUGUGCAAUACUGUCACCAAAAGAGAAUAAUUCACAGGGACUUAAAAGCUGAAAACCUUUUGCUGGACAGCGAACUAAACAUUAAGAUCGCUGACUUUGGCUUUUCCAACGAGUUCACACCCGGCUCCAAGCUGGACACGUUCUGCGGCAGUCCACCGUACGCCGCUCCCGAGCUGUUCCAGGGCAAGAAGUACGAUGGUCCCGAGGUGGAUGUGUGGUCGCUGGGCGUUAUCCUGUAUACGUUAGUGAGCGGUUCCCUGCCCUUUGACGGCUCCACCUUGAGGGAGUUGCGCGAACGGGUGCUCAGAGGCAAAUAUAGAAUCCCCUUCUAUAUGUCAACUGACUGCGAAAACUUGCUCCGCAAAUUCCUAGUACUGAACCCCGCUAAGCGUGCUAGUCUGGAAACCAUCAUGGGCGACAAGUGGAUGAACAUGGGGUUUGAGGAGGACGAACUGAAGCCCUAUAUAGAGCCCAAGGCCGAUUUAGCCGAUCCCAAGCGGAUAGGUAAGACGGAAGCUCUAGUCGCGAUGGGCUACAAUCGGCAGGAGAUCGAGGCUUCGCUGUCCCAGGUGCGCUACGAUGAUGUUUUUGCCACGUAUUUGUUGCUGGGACGCAAGAGCACCGACCCUGAAAGUGACGGAUCCCGAUCUGGCUCAUCGCUCUCACUGCGCAACAUCUCGGGCAACGAUGCGGGCGCCAAUGCUGGCAGCGCGGGAGUCCAGAGUCCCACGCACCGUGGCGUCCAUAGGAGCAUAUCGGCGUCUAGCACGAAGCCCAGUCGCCGAGCCUCGUCCGGUGCGGAAACCUUGCGCGUUGGACCCACAAAUGCAGCUGCAACUGCCGCUGCUGCGGCGGGAGCCGUGGGUGCCGUCAACCCAAGCAAUAACUACAAUGCUGCAGGAUCAGCCGCGGAUCGAGCAUCAGUUGGCAGCAAUUUCAAGCGUCAGAACACCAUCGACUCGGCCACGAUCAAGGAGAACACGGCGCGAUUGGCCGCCCAGAAUCAAAGACCUGCUUCGGCCACCCAAAAGAUGCUCACCACGGCAGACACAACACUGAACAGUCCCGCCAAGCCGCGAACGGCAACGAAGUACGAUCCGACGAACGGCAACCGCUCGGUGAGCGGCACCAGUGGCAUCAUUCCACGCCGCUCCACCACGCUCUAUGAAAAGACUUCGUCGACGGAGAAGACCAACGUUAUUCCCGCAGAGACAAACAGCGGAUCGGCAGCUCCCGCUGGAAAAGGUCAUACCAAAAGCGCUUCUGUUUCGAGUCCUCGCCCCUCUGCGGACGGAUGCGUCACGGUCUCGAAUGAUCCGCUUGGAACGAGUCUGUUCGAUCGACUUAGAAUGGCAUCGGCUGUUAAAUCAAGCAGACACUUUCCAAGGAAUGUUCCAUCACGUUCAACCUUUCACUCUGGUCAAACCAGAGCACGAAACAACACAGCGCUGGAAUAUUCGGGCACCAGCGGUGCCUCCGGAGACUCCUCCCAUCCGGGUCGCAUGAGCUUCUUCUCCAAACUCUCCUCACGUUUUAGCAAACGUACAACAACCACGGAGGAGGCAGCGAAACCAAGAGUUUUGCGCUUCACAUGGUCCAUGAAAACCACUUCGCCCCUAAUGCCCGAUCAGAUAAUGCAGAAGAUUCGCGAGGUGCUCGACCAGAACAACUGUGACUACGAGCAGCGUGAACGAUUUGUUCUUUGGUGCGUCCAUGGAGAUCCAAAUACAGACUCCCUGGUGCAGUGGGAAAUUGAGGUGUGCAAGCUGCCUCGCCUAUCCCUCAAUGGAGUGCGCUUCAAGCGAAUCUCUGGCACCAGCAUCGGCUUCAAGAACAUUGCGUCUCGCAUUGCUUUUGACCUCCGGCUGUGACUUAACCAAACGAACAACGAGGGGAAUGCUGCCGCUGCCGCCGCCAUCGCCACUUGCUCCGCCUCGCGGGCCACUGAUCCAUCCGACAACAUCUCCACCACCAACUGCCGGACGGUCAGCCACGACAGCAGCUCCAGACUGUCGGAGCUCUCGCUGCUCUGCCGCUCCUUGACCAGUCAGCAGGGAUCACAGCGGCGCAAGAAGAGCCGCCUGUCCACCGGAGGCAGUGAGGAUCAGAAGAAAUCCAACUCGUUGCUAUCAGCGUUCCAAAUGUAUUCGCCAUUUAGUUCGAAGGAGAAUGUGGAAUCUGGAGAGGAUGUGCCGGAUCUACAUGCUGUGAUUGACGCACAGCCAGGUCACUCGAUUGACGUGCCACUUUUUGGGGAUUUCAGUCCGAUAAACCCCAUUCUUGAAGAAGAAGUCGAUGUCCUUGAUGGCAAAACAGGUGAAUCCAAGAAGUCUUCACACAAAGAUGGACAGAAGGUAAAAGGCGAUGGCGGCGGCGGAGGCAACCGGUUGAAGCGAAACAUCAAGCACACCGGAAGCCUAAUUGUGCGCAAACUAACUGCAGCCAGACAAGGUUCGUCCGGAAAAAAGGAGAAGGACACAGCACAGGCGGCAGCAGGACAGGAAGCGGCGGCCACCGAUAAGGAUAAAUCAGGCAGCAAGCCGGAGGGAAAAGUUGCCAUGCUACGAACCACAACUCUCUAAUGGAAUGGAAAAUGGCCGUAGCAAUGGCAUUUUGGGGGGGAAAAUUCAUUUGUGGGGCAGGCGACGCAUCCUGCAGCCCGAAUCUCAAGAUGAUGAAAACAAGAAAACAAAAAUAUAAUGGAUGUUAGUAUCUCUCCGUAGAUCGAACGUAUUGAAUAUAUAACAACCUACACAUAACAAUCAAGCAGACAAACCCCUCUAUCUACCCACACUGACAGGCAUUAGCACCCGCAUAGAUACGCACAUAUUUACAUACAUACAUACGUUAAUUAAUAGGACUCUAGCUAAUGGGCCAGCAAGCAGCCGGGGGGCUGCAGGACGAUUAAUAGAAGGGUAACACCAGAACACACCACUCAAUAAAACAAAAA